AUGGGUCGUGAUUUAUUCGGUAUAAAAUUCGGUGCUCAUUUAGCUACUCAUCUUACGCCAGAAUGGCGUUCUCAAUAUCUUCAAUAUGAAGCUAUGGUUGCUAUACUUUAUGCUGCUGUUGAUCGUUCUCCAUCUCAUGCUGAAACAACUCGUAAUCGUUAUUUUUCACGUAUUGAUGAACGUUUUUUUGCUUAUUGUAAUAAAGAACUUCAUAAAAUUAAUGUUUUUUUCGGUGAAAAAUUAUCUGAAAGUAUUCGUCGUUUUGAACAACUUCAUACAGAAUUAAAUUAUUUUAAAAAAUCUUUAAUAAUUAAUGAAUCUGAACAAAUAAUAAUUCGACGAAGACGACAACGAUAUAGAAAAAUUCUUCGUUCAAAUUAUAAUCAUAUUGAUGAUUUAAAAUUAGCAUUUAGUGAACUUUAUUUAUUAUUAGUACUUUUACAAAAUUAUCAAACAUUAAAUUAUAUGGGUUUUAAAAAAAUUUUAACUAAACAUGAUAAAUUAUUUCAUAAAAUAAAUGGUAUUGAAUGGUUUAAAACAAAUAUUGAUUCAUCACCAUUUGUUAGCAAUCAACAAGUAUCAAAUUUAAUUGAUGAAGUUGAAAUAUUAGUUACUGAUCAUUUAGAAAAUGGAAAUAGAAAUAUCUAUCCUAGAACAACAAUGUCGCAAUAA
This is a messenger RNA of Rotaria sordida, 672 nucleotides long. Lineage: Eukaryota; Metazoa; Rotifera; Eurotatoria; Philodinida; Philodinidae. The record is from the annotation of a GenBank genome assembly.